Gallus gallus (chicken) is the source of this 8313-nucleotide messenger RNA. RefSeq names its product septin 11 (gene SEPTIN11). Gene Ontology annotation, molecular function: GTPase activity; molecular adaptor activity; GTP binding. Gene Ontology annotation, cellular component: microtubule cytoskeleton; cell division site; septin ring. Lineage: Eukaryota; Metazoa; Chordata; Aves; Galliformes; Phasianidae. The coding region runs from base 3581 to 4699 and encodes 372 amino acids. The transcript is spliced from 10 exons. The record is from RefSeq and is a predicted model, not a curated record. Gene Ontology annotation, biological process: cytoskeleton-dependent cytokinesis.
GGGGAGUGCGGCGAUGGCUGUGGCCGUGGGCAGAGCGGCGGUGGGUGCGGGCGCGGGGGGCUGCGGGGGGAGUGGGCUGCGUUGCGUUGUGUUGCGUUGCGCUGCGCGGAUGUGUGUGUGGGGAGGGGGACGCUUUGCGCAGCCCGAGCGCUCCUGGGCUGCCGGGCGGCGGGUUGGUGGCUGUCGUUCAGUUCGUUCGUUCAUUCGUUCGUUUUCUUAUUGAUUUAUACCCGUGCUCAGAGAGACAAAGGGGUUCGCUUUUGUAGGGAGAAGGGAGGGAAAUAAUCAGCGCAAAAACUCAUACGGUCUGAUGUGGGGGGAAAAAAGGAGUCUGAGAGCUCCGCUUGCAGAAGCGCGAGUGGAGCUCCGCCGCGCCCCGCUGGAGGGAGAGAUGCGCUCCUGUGCGCUGUCGGCCGGCGGAGGGAGAGAAGGAGGGGGCUCGGCCCACCCGCCUGCAACUUUCUCAGUGCCUGCGAGCGAGGCAGAUGGGGCUGAGGGCUGGAAUGCGGCCCCUCGUGCCGCGUGUGGGAUGCGAGUGGGGUGGGGUGAGGUGAGGAGGUCUCCUUUAACGUUUGUUUCCGGACCUGCCGGGCAGUUGCUGUUCUUAGUGGCGUGUGUGCCGCGUUCAUUCUCUUCAACCUCUGCUCACCCUCUUGUGCUUUUGGUGAGCCGCGGUCAUGAGCGAUCUCAAAACAGCAUUCCCAGCAGCCUGCGUGGUGGUUUCACUGCGUGCAUUCUGGCUGCAGAAAGUGUCCGUCAGCGUGAGAGCCGUGUGUGUGUGGCAGGAGGGCUGAAGGGCUUCUUUGCAAGCAGCUUCUGGGCAGGCUGCGUGCCUUAAAAUCGUUAAGGCUGGAAAAGACCUCUAAGAUCAUCCAGUCCAACCAUCAGCUCAUCCCCACUAACCGCGUCCCUCAGUGCUACGUUUCUUGAACACCUCUGUCCUCCGGGGUCGGUGCUUUUAGAGGCGUUUUACCCCGAGGGAACAAGAGAUGGAGGAAAGUGGGCUGAUGUUUGGUAGGUGCUGGAAGCUUAUCUCAUAUCCCUUCUUAUCUAAUCCCUUCUGCUGCCUCUUUGCAUGCUGCUGUGUUGGUAGGGAGGCUGGGGAAAUGAUUACAUAGUGAAGCUGAUGGGCAUUUGCCUUUUCAAGCUCUUAAUGAGUGUAACUUUAAGGGCACAGAGCCCUACCCUUUGUUGGGGAUAGGGUUGAAGGAAGGGGGAAAGAAAGGAGAAUGGAUCAAGAAGGGAGUUGGUUUGAUUUCUUAAAACUGAGAUAACGUUCCCAAGUCAUAAUCUUCCCCAUUCUGAUGGGAUACAGCGUUAUGUUAAUUGUAAAAGCAUGCAUAAAAAAUAGCUUCCUCGAGCUGCUCUGAAGUGUCUGUGCUUAAUUGUAGCUGAGUAGGGUGUGUUUCGGUGGGAUGGGUGGCUUUCAUUUUAAGGCCCCAAUCCCACAGAUGUGAAUGCACAUGUAUAUCAUACUGCCUGUAAUUUCGUUGACUUAAUAGAAGCUGAUCUCAGUAUGUGAAUGUAAAGGUGUGCAUAAGCAAAACUUCUGCAGGAUUGGUGCCAGGAGCUGCCAUGGGACCUUACACAUGGCUUUCAUCAGCUGUAUGCUUAAGCAUUCCUCUGAGUGGCUGUGUGCAUAUGGUCAUCUGCUCUGGCUCUGUCAGAGAUUAGCCACUUGCAUCCCCCUAGAUAGGGGACCAUCCUUCUCUUGGGCUAAUUCCAACCAUCUUGACCAGUUCUGGAUGGUAUCUCAGCAGUUCAGAGUGUGGAAGAGGGCUCUGUCUUCCAUCCCCUGUUCUUUAUUUGUUUAUCCUAAAUGUUUACAGAACUGUAGCCUGGGCUGGCUGAAGGAGCAACACUAACAUAAACAUACAUGUACUAUUACCUCCACCUCCUGCAAGUCAAACAAAGUGAUGGAAGAUGAAGCUGGAAUGCAAAUUUUGUGGAGGGGGCCAUGGAGGAGAAUGUUAUCCAAGGGAAAAGAAACAGCGCAGUGCACUCCUCAGUCUGUUUUGAAAAUUGUUUAUAAUGAGAGAUUGCCAGUUUCCAUGGACGGGAGGGAAUGAAAAAGGAAAAGGUACGGGGGGGACUGAUGGAGCUGAAGAAUUGGUGGAUUUUGACUUUUGCUGUGGGGCAGCAUCUUCAGGAAGUCAUUUCCACGUGCGCUGGAGAAUGGAGCAGAGCCACCAGGCUCCCUGUUUUUUCAUGGUGAAAUGAGGGACAAAAACGGUGGUCUUCAUCUUUGAGGGUGUUUGUGUGCUUGUCUGGAGGUCCUUGCUGAUGAAGGUGGGUCUGAGAGAUGCUGGGAAUGAGAUGGACUGUGGGUGGAGAUCCUUGGAAGAGCCUUCUCUUGGUAAGGCAUGGGAAGAGGCUGCUUGGAGAAAUAGUGGAAUCAUCAUCCAUGGAGGUGUUCAAGAAUCAUGUAGAUGUGGCAUUUAGGCACGUGGUUUAAUGGGUAUGGUGGUGAUGGGUUAAUGGUUGGACUAGAUGAUCUUAGUGGUCUUUUCCAAUCUUAAUGAUUCUAUGACUGUGUUGCUAAGAUCGUGAGGAAUUGGUUUGAGUGUCUGAGUAAUGCUCUGAAAUAAUGAUACAUAUUGAUUAAGCAGCAUGCAUCUGACAAGUGAAAUACUUACUCAUUGCUGAGGCUUUGUGCCCCCUUCCCAUCCUCCCAGUCUCCAGGAAAGACGGAUGGCUGCCCUGGCUGCCCAGCCGAGGGCUGUUUGAAGAUGUGCCCUUGGUGUGCUGCCCCCUCUCUAAAGGUUGCACUGAGCGUAGGCAUGAGGCUGUGCAGCAGCUUGUGGCUCUCCUUGCAGGGGAGAUGCAGAAAGGGUCAGGGUCUUAUCCUAGUUUCUGCCUUGACUGGCCUUGUUGAUUUGGUUUGUCUCCAAGCUCCAACCCCCUUAAGCUGCAAUGCCUCUUGCAGGAGUACCCAGCGAAGCAAUUUCACCUCAGAGCCGUUGGGUAUGGCCAGGUGAUUUAAAAUAAACAAAUGCUGCAACAGUUCUUCAAGCUUUUUUUAGUACAGUUUCCAGCUCUCUGAACAGCUCUCCAGCCUGCUGUACAAAGUGAUGCGUGAUAAUGGCUCAGACAAACACCGCGGUGCUGUUGGCAUUCAGUGCUAACGCUGGUCGAGAGCACUCCUGAUCAGAAACAGAAAACCAAAUGCAGGGUCUCGGCGAAGAGCAAUAAUGCUAAUAAAAAAAAAGAUUGCUCUGAACAUUUCUUCUCCUAGUAAAGGCUGUUAUUGCCACUAAACUAGCACAACUGUGCUGUACCCUGUGAUUGAUAAGGAGUCCCAGAGAUAGCUCGGAUCUUAUUUAAAAACAGAGGCUGCUUCUGCCUCUGGAGAAGUGACUGUGUGACCUUAGGAGCUGAACCUGCACCACAUGCUUCUGAGACUGCUGAAAAUCUGGAGGAGCUGAAUCUUUUCCUGAAUGAUGACCUUAGGAACCUGUCCCUCUCCGGCCAUGUGGGCUUUGACAGCCUCCCUGAUCAGCUGGUCAACAAGUCAACGUCACAGGGCUUCUGCUUCAACAUCCUCUGCGUGGGUGAAACUGGCAUUGGCAAGUCAACGUUGAUGGACACUCUGUUCAAUACAAAAUUUGAAAGCGAGCCUGCUACACACAAUGAGCCUGGUGUGAGAUUGAAAGCCAGGAGUUACGAGCUCCAGGAGAGUAAUGUCCGUCUGAAGCUGACCAUUGUUGACACGGUUGGAUUUGGAGAUCAAAUUAACAAAGAUGACAGCUACAAGCCCAUAGUGGAGUACAUCGAUGCACAGUUUGAAGCCUACUUGCAAGAAGAGCUGAAGAUCAAACGAUCCCUGUUCAAUUACCACGACACCAGAAUUCAUGCCUGCCUGUAUUUCAUUGCACCAACUGGACACUCGCUGAAAUCCCUAGACUUGGUCACCAUGAAGAAGCUCGACAGUAAGGUGAACAUCAUCCCCAUCAUUGCCAAGGCCGACACCAUUGCAAAAAACGAGUUGCACAAGUUCAAGAGUAAAAUCAUGAGCGAGCUGGUCAGCAACGGCGUCCAGAUCUACCAGUUCCCAACAGAUGAAGAGACAGUGGCCGAGAUCAAUGCCACAAUGAGUGUCCACCUUCCAUUUGCCGUAGUUGGCAGCACUGAAGAAGUGAAGAUUGGCAACAAGAUGGCAAAAGCCAGGCAGUACCCCUGGGGUGUUGUCCAGGUUGAAAAUGAAAAUCACUGUGACUUUGUGAAGCUGCGGGAGAUGCUGAUCCGAGUGAACAUGGAGGACUUGAGAGAGCAGACACACACCCGACACUACGAGCUGUACAGGCGCUGCAAGCUAGAAGAAAUGGGAUUCAAGGACACAGAUCCAGACAGCAAGCCUUUCAGUCUCCAAGAGACUUAUGAAGCAAAGAGGAACGAAUUCCUGGGCGAACUCCAGAAGAAGGAGGAUGAAAUGAGGCAGAUGUUCGUCAUGAGAGUGAAAGAAAAGGAAGCGGAAUUGAAAGAAGCUGAGAAAGAUCUUCAUGAAAAGUUUGAUCAUCUAAAGAGGACUCACCAAGAGGAGAAGAAAAAAGUGGAAGACAAAAAGAAGGAGCUUGAGGAAGAGCUGAACAACUUUCAAAAGAAGAAGGCAGCAGCUCAGCUAUUACAGUCACAGGCUCAGCAGGCAGGUUCUCAACAAACCAAGAAAGACAAGGACAAGAAAAAUGCAAGCUUCACAUAAAGCCUGUCAAGCCAAGGAUGUUCCUGCAUUCACCUGCUUUUGCAGUAAUGUUUCUGCCAUCUGUUUUUUCUUUUUUUUCUUUUUUUUUUCUGUUCAUUUUUAACCUCAGUAACUAUUAACUCAUCUAAUAACGUAGUGGGAACAAGAAGGAGGAAGGGUUGGGUGCAGGACUUUGUGCAGCAGGAAACUGAGGGGGGGAGGAAGGGAGGGAAGCAAACGAUACCACCUAUUUUUCUGAUCCGUACCAGCAAUGGUAAAUCACUCUUGGCUCAGGGUCUGAACUGAGUCAGGGCUGGAGUUUAAUUCUACCUGUAUCCCUUCAGUAGCUAAAGUGUUAGAGCAAAAUGAGCCCUGCUGUCGGGGUGGGAUAAGGGGAGGGGGGUAUCUGUGUGUAGAUAACAAAAGUUUAACUGACCUUGCAUGCUAUUACAUUUGCAUGAUCUUUUAUUUUAUUUUAUUUUAUUUUAAAUUAGCUGCUGUUUUUGUUGUCUGACUGGAAGAUAUUAGUUGGGCUGGGUUUGUUGUCAUGUGCUGGCAUAUUUUUACAGCCACCCUUUCAGCAGCAUAGCAGCUCCUUGCUGAAUGCGGUGGUGGGAACUGAGUUGUGCUGCAGGUACCUGGAAAAGGGACCUCUUUUCAUGCUUCCCAUGCAUUGCUUGCCAUUGAAACCCAACUUAAAAGAGUUCUGGGUUCUUAGACUGUUAUCAAGAUGUAGCAAGCCCUAAGGAAUGAAAUACCCAGUCAGGGGAAGGCGUACCCUUCAACAUCCCCCUGCUGCCUUUGGGAGCGUUCCUGCAUGCACAUAAAUACAACCCCUGUAGCUGAAGGAUCCAGGUUUCCAUGCUGAGAGAAUGCUGUUUUACCAACCAAAUGGUGGUUAACGUAAAAGGUGGGAAUUAGGGUCCCCAUCCCUGGAGGUGCACACUCCAGAGCAGAAAAUGCGCCAGUUCCUGAACGUUGAUGGAUGACUGCCCCAUUGCCUGAAAAGCAUCAGAAAGGUUAACGCCUCCAACCCUGGGGAGCUUUGCACAGCGGGUUACAGCUUGAGAGAAGGGCUUUCUCCAGGCAGAUUCAUGUUGAGGAGGGGCCAGAGGUUUGUCCCAGCCUGCAAGUGACUCGAGCUCCUUGCAGGGAUGGAGAGCGGCCGAGCGGGGAGAUGUGACAUACAAACGAGACACCUCUAGCAUAACCAGGCCUCACUCUGUGGCCAGCACGGUGUGAAAUCAGUCUGCUUAAUGUCUAUUUUCUAUGCCAUUGCUCUUUGGACAGAAUCUUUCCCUUCCUACCCAAGAAGUGGCGAGCCAUGCUUACCCUUUGACUGCUGGAUUUCUUUCUGUUCUGCUGAUGUACUGCCAGCAUUCCCUCUGCUCCUAGCUAGGUAGUCUCCUCUUUCUUUCUUUAAAGCACUCCUAAAAAUAACUCCCUCCACCUGAGUCUCACGCACUGUAGUUCAUUGCUUGCUUCUGGGAUGGAAUUUCCUGCCUCUCUGGAUGUUCAAAAAAAGUCAGAGUUGUCACCUUUUUCUGAAACGAGUCAGCAUUAGCCACAUUUUUUGGAGAGUUGACUUUAUUUAUUUGAGUUUUUUAAGCUUGUGCUUUCUAACCCUUACCACUUAAACAUGGCUUUGGGAAGAGGAAAUGCAAACGCAGCCUCGUGAACAGGCAGCAGAAAUUGGAGAUGAGUAAGCUGGGAAUAAAAGCCGCCGUCUUUUCUUUUCCUUGCGCCUCCUGGUCUUAACAACCACGAUGUGCUUCCACCAGGUUAAAUACGUUUCUUAGGGAGCUAUUUAGAAAGAUGAAACUGUGGCCCUUCUGGCUUCUGGCAAACUCAAGUUUAAAAUCUUGAGUUAUCAAGGGAGAAAUCUGUUUGCUGGCACGAGUUAUUUAGUCACAUCACACGCUCCUGUCUCAAGCCUGAAUGCUCGUGGCAGUUUGCUUUGCUUCAGCUGUCUCUGUGCACGUCCUCUCUUUAAUUACCAGCGCUUUGUGCCAAGCAGAAAACUUAAUGUUACCACUUAUUUGUCCUGCUUCCUUUGACAGCCUUUCCAAGGGAUGUUGGCAGGGGAAGUCAGCUGAGUCUAGCGGUUUUGGGUUCUUUGACAGGAAGCUGUGGCCAAAUGCAUUGAUGUCUUUUUGAUUGGGUUUCUUCCUCCUAACCAGAAGCAGGCUGUUCUGGGGAAACUGGGCUUAAACCGUAACCUUGCUAUAAGUGAAAGGUAUUGCUUUGUUUUCUCUGCCAAAAGAGACGUUAAAACCUUUUUCUCCUCAGUCCCCCGGGCCAUGUUUAGCUGGUUAUUGCUGCACUUCUUUCUUUUCUUUACUUACGCCUUUUUUCACAGUAGUCCCUGGUUCUGCAUGGAGUAAGCGAUGCUUUCAGUCUAGCUGGAUAUGCUUUCACCCUGCAUGUAAGUACCACAGUAAGAGAUGCACCUUCCCGCUCACCGCUGGUAUGGGCAAACCGGUUGUGUUUUUCUGGGGGCUUCUUUAAGUCCACUUACUUACAAGUGGCGUUGUUAAAAACCAUUUAGAAACUUUCUGUAACAACCUGCUUUUGCUGAGAUUUUGAAGGGGGAAUUAAAAAAAAAAAAGCCAUAGGGAACAUAACAGUCCAGCUGCUGUUGAAUGUCUGAAGUUACCCUGCUCAGCUCCUGUGCGGGUCUGCUGGUGACAGUGGGGACAGAGGCGUGCUUGUGUUGCUCACGAGGCAUCGCAAACGUCAGCGUGGUGAAGCAGUGAUGAUCAGUAGCUGCUAAUGCUGCACUGUCCCUGACACUGAUAUAAUCAUGGGAACAGUAGAGAUGAGCAGGAAAGCAUAGGGGCAUGUGUAUUUUUGGGAUGCUGGUGUUCCCUGCGCAGGGAAUGAGCCCAGAAGUGAGAAGGGAACACAAGGCAGGCCACCGAGAGGGCUGCGAUGGCUCUGCAGAGGUGGGCACGUGUGUGUCCAGUAGGGCAGGGGGUUACCUUCUGGGAAGGCAGUGAGUAGCACCCAGCCCACGCUUCUCCGUGGCCCAAAAACCACAGUAUGGGUUGCACUGCGGCGUGUGUACUUUUGCCAGCUUGAAGUCCCGUCAAGGAGAUUUGUAUCUCGGUGUGUCUCUUAAGCAUGCCCUUACCUGACACGAAGCAGUGUUUCUGUGGGCAGUUCUCAUCCUGCUUCUCCUUAAGGCGUCCGAGUGCGGAUGGAAAUGUCUUUCUGUGUGUGCCAUACCAGGUGUGUCCAUCUGAACCCAGCUACCACUCGCCCUCUGAGAAGUCAGCAGUGCACGCUUGUCUCUCUGCAAGGGCCCUGGCUGCAUUUGCAGCAUGCCAGAUCCACGUCACUCUUGUUGGCAUGGGACAAUACAGAUAUGAAGGGUUUUUUAAUUAACGGAAAACAAAGCUGUGAACAGCGGUAGAAAUAUUGUAUUUGUAUACAUUUUUAAUAUUCUGAUUGCCUUAAACUAUAGAUGUAGAACUUUAUUACCUUGCUACUUGAGAAUAACCCAUGUUUGUUACUAAACAAUUGUGUAACCUACCUACAGUGUUAAUGCAAAUGACAUGUAUGCAUCUGUUAGACAUUGUCACUUUAUUUGAUGUUAAAGUAUUUUUUUUUUUUAAUUACAAAUUGAAUAAUAA